Entelurus aequoreus (snake pipefish) is the source of this 3427-nucleotide messenger RNA. RefSeq names its product tubulin, epsilon 1 (gene tube1). The coding region runs from base 205 to 1644 and encodes 479 amino acids. Gene Ontology annotation, cellular component: microtubule; cytoplasm. Gene Ontology annotation, molecular function: structural constituent of cytoskeleton; GTP binding. Gene Ontology annotation, biological process: mitotic cell cycle; microtubule cytoskeleton organization. The record is from RefSeq and is a predicted model, not a curated record. Lineage: Eukaryota; Metazoa; Chordata; Actinopteri; Syngnathiformes; Syngnathidae. The transcript is spliced from 14 exons.
CUCACAGCGCGAAGGCGUCCCCAGUUCCACGUGCUUCUGUUAUGACCGUUGGAGGAUGAAGCCACAGAUGCCUGCCAUAGUGAUGGAGUGCUUUCACAAGUCCAAAACAGCUGAUGAUGCGUCCAGGCAUAUCAGUGACCAAAGUCGGACUCCUUGCUUCUGAAGAAACCCAGAACACGUCGCAGAAAUAAAAAUGGAUUCCACAUGACUUUCAACAUCCAAGUAACAUUGGGAAUUGCCAUGACGCAGUCGGUUGUUGUCCAAGUUGGACAGUGUGGAAACCAGAUUGGUUGUCGGUUUUGGGAUCUUGCUUUGCGAGAGUAUGCCCAGUUCAACAAGAGUGCCUUAUAUGACGACGCCGUUGGUACAUUUUUCCGUAAUGUGGACUCAAGUGAUGGAACACAUCUGGCUGCUGGUGGAAGAAUACAACUGCUGAAAGCUAGGGCAGUGCUGGUGGACAUGGAGGAAGGUGUGGUCAGUGAGAUCCUUCAGGGCCCUUUGAGAGAUGUGUUCCACAGCACUCAGCUUCUCACAGAUGUGUCAGGUGCAGGCAACAACUGGGCCGUUGGACACAUGACGUAUGGGUCAACCUACAGAGACAAGAUAGUGGACAAGCUGAGAAAAGCAGCAGAACAAUGUGACUGUCUGCAGUCCUUUUUUCUUCUCAACUCUAUGGGAGGAGGUACAGGUUCCGGGCUAGGGACCAAAGUGCUCUCCCUUCUCAAGGAUGAAUUCCCUGGAGUGUGUCGUAUUGUCACCCCCGUCUACCCGUCCUUAGAGGACGAUGUCAUCAUAUCCCCCUACAACAGCAUCCUGGCUAUGAGAGAGCUCACAGAGAAUGCAGACUGUGUCCUGCCUGUUGAAAAUCAGGCACUGAUUGAGAUUUUGAACAAGAUCACACAUACGUGCCAUGGCCAACAGUCCAGGUCCAUCCCAAAAGGCGACGUCCUAGUGCCAAGAAAGGAUGGGCUGACAGGGUCCGAGAGGCCUUUUGAUGCCAUGAAUAACAUUGUGGCUAGAAUGUUGCUGGACAUUACCAGUUCGGCACGUUUUGGGGGUACUCUAAACAUGGAUCUGAAUGAAAUCCCAAUGAACUUGGUUCCUUUCCCUGGAUUACACUACCUGGUACCAAGCCUUAGUCCGCUCUACUCGGAUGUCAGUGGCCCUGGCAGAAGCCUGGACCAGAUGUUCACAGAUGUGUUCAGUAAAGGCCAUCAGUUGCUGAAAGUAGACUUAAUGCACAGUCGCCAUCUUGCCUGUGCCCUCAUGCUGCGAGGGAAUGUGCAUGUGUCUGACCUGCGCAGGAACAUUGACAGGAUGAAGCCUCUAUUACCUUUUGUGUCCUGGAAGCAAGAAGGCUGGAAGACCAGUCUGUGUUCUGUUCCCCCUGUAGGUGGCAGCCAAUCCCUGCUGGCCUUGUCCAACACCUGUGCUAUAAAGUCCACAUUUGUAGAGCUGAGAGAACGCUUCACCAAGCUUUACAAGAAGAAGGCACACCUGCAUCAUUACCUGCAAGUAGACGGGAUGGAGGCCAGCUUGUUCUCAGAGGCCAUGACUUCCCUCAACUCUCUGAUAGAUGAGUAUCAACAUCUGGACUCAGCAACAUUCCUACCUGACCCACCAAGACUUAACAUCGCUCAAUAAAAUAAAGCAAAUCAUUCCAAACAACAAUGCAUUCAUUCAUUCAUUCAUUCAUUCAUUCAUUCACACUUGUCAACAAUUGGAAUGUACCUCUGUUGAAAUCCACCAUUUGUCAUUAAAAAUACAUCAUUUGACAUUUGGAAGCAUUUCAAAGGAUGUUUUUUAAUCAUAUUUGUCUCCUGAAGCAGCAUAUUUCCCCCACUAAAGAGUGUAUAAGGCAGCUGCAUGUUGGGGGGAAAACUAUUUGUACAUAUAUUAGCUGCACCGGACUAUAAGGUGCAGAUAUAUACGUUGUGAAAUGACUUAUUUACACAGGAAUAUUAUGUAAAUGUUUACAUUAAUUGUUUCCAAAUGAAGCAAUGUAGUAUCUGUUAGUCUACAAAAUAACAUGCCCCCCCCCUAUUUGGUGGAAGAUUUCUGUAUUUUCCAGACUACAAAGUGCACCGGUUUAUAAGCCACGCCCACAACAUUUUACAAGAAGCUGCACUGGACUAUAAGGUGCAGAUACACUACCGUUCAAAAGUUUGGGGUCACCCAAACAAUUUAGUGGAAUAGCCUUCAUUUCUAAGAACAAGAAUAGACUGUGGAGUUUCAGAUGAAAGUUCUCUUUUUCUGGCCAUUUUGAGCGUUUAAUUGAGCCCACAAAUGUGAUGCUCCAGAAACUCAAUCUGCUCAAAGGAAGGUCAGUUUUGUAGCUUCUGUAACGAGCUAAAGUGUUUUCAGAUGUGUGAACAUGAUUGCACAAGGGUUUUCUAAUCAUCAAUUAGCCUUCUGAGCCAAUGAGCAAACACAUUGUACCAUUAGAACACUGGAGUGAUAGUUGCUGGAAAUGGGCCUCUAUACACCUAUGUAGAUAUUGCACCAAAAAGCAGACAUUUGCAGCUAGAAUAGUCAUUUACCACAUUAGCAAUGUAUAGAGUGUAUUUCUGUAAAGUUAAGACUAGUUUAAAGUUAUCUUCAUUGAAAAGUACAGUGCUUUUCCUUCAAAAAUAAGGACAUUUCAAUGUGACCCCAAACUUUUGAACGCUAGUGUAUAUAUGUUGUGAAAUGAGUUAUUUACACAGGAAUAUUAUGUAAAUGUUUACAUUAAUUGUUUCCAAAUGAAGAAAUGUAGUAUCUGUUAGUGUACAAAAUAACAUGGUUUCCCCCCCAUUUGGUGGAAGAUUUCUGUAUUUUCCAGACUACAAAGCGCACUGGUUUCUAAGCCAUGGCCACAACAUUUUACAAUAAAUAAAUGUUUUUCCAUAUAUUAGCUGCAUUGAUCUAUAAGGUGCAGAUAUAUACGUUGUGAAAUGACUUAUUUACACAGGAAUAUUAUGUAAAUGCUUACAUUAAUUGUUUCCAAAUGAAGCAAUGUAGUAUCUGUUAGUCUACAAAACAACAUGUUCAAUAAUUGUGAUUCAAUAAAUAAAGUGUGUAUGUUGUCUAUAUCCAACAUGAUGUAUUAUUAUAAGUCAUCUUUUCAUCAAUUAUUUCCCAUAUUUCUACACAAUGAGUCAGAUAUGUAACACUAGUGAGCAGUAGACAAUAUGAAGUCAUUUUCGCUCUAGAACAUGUUUUGCUUUAUUUAUUAUUGACGUGUUUCUUGUUACUUUAUGUUGUAUAUUUUUUACAUGAGAUUUCAUUUGAUCAUCUAUUAUUACACCCAAGAUGUGUUUUAUUUGACCUUUCAAUGUCUACUCCGUCUAUUUGUGUUUCUGUUUGACUUUCUCUUCUACUCUUACCAAAUAGCAUUAUUUUACUUUUCCUGAGAUUCAAAGAUAGUCUCUUUUUGUCAAAGCAUCUU